Epithele typhae is the source of this 1368-nucleotide messenger RNA. RefSeq names its product ENTH-domain-containing protein. The record is from RefSeq and is a predicted model, not a curated record. The transcript has 5 exons. The coding region runs from base 1 to 1368 and encodes 455 amino acids. Gene Ontology annotation, molecular function: phospholipid binding; clathrin binding. Lineage: Eukaryota; Fungi; Basidiomycota; Agaricomycetes; Polyporales; Epitheliaceae. Gene Ontology annotation, cellular component: clathrin vesicle coat; endosome; plasma membrane. Gene Ontology annotation, biological process: endocytosis; actin filament organization.
AUGGCUCUCCAAAGCUUUGGCAAGAGCGCGCUUCGCGUUACGAAGAACUACAGUAAGGGGUAUACACAUACCCAGAUCAAGGCUCGGAAUGCAACGUGCAACGAUCCGUGGCCGCCUUCGGGAAAGGAAAUGCAUGACCUCGCCCAGCUCUCAUACAACCAAAGCGACUUCGUCGAAAUCAUGGAGGUGCUCGACAAGACGUUGAAUGAUAAGGGCAAGAAUUGGAGGCACAUCUUUAAAUCCCUUAUCGUGCUCGACUACCUCCUUCACGCCGGCUCUGAAAACGUUAUCGUCUACUGCGAAGAGAACCUCUACGUGAUCAAGACCCUCCGCGAGUUCCAGCACGUCUCUGAAGAUGACAAGGACGAGGGCGCCAGCGUUCGCCAGAAGGCGAAGGACAUCACCAACCUCCUCGCCGACAAGCGCCAUCUCUUCCAGGAGCGCGUCGCCCGCGCGCGCAUGUACAACCGUAUGGCCGACCGCCAGUCCACGGAUACCGAAUCAGACCCGGACUCGAACCCGGGGUUUUCCAAGCCCAGAAGGCGGCUGCCGAACGGGCUGGAAGAGAACGUGGUACGGGGGGACGAGGACGAGGAUAUGCGGCGGGCGAUUGAGGAAAGUAGGAGGAGCGCGGCGGAACGACAUGCAACGGCGGAGGACGCGGACUUGGCGCGUGCGAUCAAGCUCAGCGAGCAGGACGAGGCGCGGCGGCAUAAGGUCGUCGACCAGAACGCGGCCGCGCUGUUCGGUGAUGCCCAGCAGCAGCCCCCUCCCGUCCCUCAACUGGUCGGCGCGUCGCUCCCAGUGCAGUAUGCAGUGACCGGGGUGCGGCCGCAGUACACAGCCGUGCCCCUCGUGCAACAGCUCACGGCCAUCCAGCCCCAGUUUCCCGCCUAUAACCCAUACGCGCAGCAGGCUCAGCAGGAAGCCACUGAGUAUAUGCGCCAACAGCAGCUCCUGCAACCACAGCGAACCGCAGCGCCUUUCCCCGUGCCGCCACCACCGACCCCACAGCCCUUGCGUCCACAGCCAACAGCGUUGGGCUCGAACAAUCCGUUCGUCGCAUCACCUGUUUCCCCCACAUCAACUCGAGGCCUAUCUUCCUCCCGCCCACGUUCGGACAGGCCAAUAUCUUUCAACCUGCCGGGCACGUACGAUCGCCCGGGGCGCGAGCACGCGACGUCGAUGGAGCGAGGCCGGGAGAGGGAAAAGCAGCGAGAGCGCGAGAUGCGGAGCCCGCCGCGGACGAGCACGGCCGUCUCGGAGCCUCCUCGUGCGCGGCGCGAGGCUCCCACGCUGGCGGACCUGUUCGCGGAUCGCGCGGAGGACGGCGUGGAUACGUUCGGAAACGCGGGGGAUUUGAGGUGA